This is a messenger RNA of Amoebophrya sp. A25, 3716 nucleotides long. Lineage: Eukaryota; Dinophyceae; Syndiniales; Amoebophryaceae. The record is from the annotation of a GenBank genome assembly.
AAGCAAGCUUGGAGAAAGUCGCGUGUGUGCGCUAGCGAUAUAUAUCGACGCACAACCGUUGACUUACUGCUGCUGCUUGACACUAGAGUACACUAUAAGACCAGGUUUUAGGAUCGUGGAGGUCGUGAGUCUUAUCCUCGAUGUCUCUUCGAUGAUUCAGAGAGAGUGGCUGUACCAAAUUGUUCUGAAAAGAAACCUUUUGUUUCGACCUUGUCGGCCGUUUAUUUCGAUACAAGACUGCAUGGAAUUCGUUUUUUUUGCUGAGGAGUGCUUGCCGAGAAGCGAGUGGUCUUUUCGUUUUUGAGUGUGUGUCUGUGUGUGCGUCAAGAGUAUGAAAAUGUUACGCUGGUUAGUCGAAUCGAAAGAUAGUAAGGACAACAAACUUGGGACAAAAGUUGGCCCUCGUGAUAUAAUUCCAUUGUUUGUAAUUACCUAACAAGACAGGCUCACGCGCAACAGGCUGCUUAAAAUUGAAAAGGCAUUCUCGAUCUCGUCGUGGUAUCCAUCGAUAGAUAGAUACAGUACGGUGGUUUCGUUUUCAUGAGGAAAAGCAGAGAAGCCAUAUUUUUAGUAUGAGUGGUAGAGAACAGACGACAUUUCUCGAGUGCUGUUCUCUGGCUGCAACAUCAAUAAAUUUCAUGUCAUGUCCACUGUGCUGAUUCUUAGUCAAAAUUGAAACCGUAGGGAAACAUUCUUGUUGCCCGGCAAGAAACGCCGAGUACUAAACCUAUUGAAAAAGAGAAGAUAUAUGUUGAAAAGCAACUAAAACCAUUUGACAUCAACCCUCAUGUGCAUGCAAUUUGUUCAGUUUUCAAUCUACCGUUGCAAUUUAUUGAUGACGGACUGAAAGGCCAUUUCCACCCUUCGAUAGGACCAGUACCGAGAUUUGUUGUCAACAUAGCAUCAUGUCAGUCCGUAACGGAAACGGAGUGAAGCAGCGGAGUCGCAAUAAGACCCCGGAAGUUUCGGCAAAGCGAGGACAACGUCAAUCGGCUGAGGUACCCGACUCAAAAGGCGGGAGCCGCAGAAGCACGCUGGAGAGCGACAACAAUACCACCACGUCUGACGAUGGUUCCACCGGAGGCAUCUCGAAGGCGGGUACUGGCUACCGCGGACUGUUUCUGCCCCCACAGGGAGCGCGAAACUUGGCUUUCUACGAAUACCAUGCCGUUCCGCCUACGCUGACAGACCAGUUCCUGAACCCGUACUGGACAAUGGCUGCCAACUUGAUCCCUACCUGGAUCUCGCCGAAUGCAGUCACGCUGUCAGGAAUGAUCGCGCAGAUGUCCGCGGCAGCCCUCUUCGUGGGGCACUACUGUGAUGCCUGGGAUGCACCGCUCUGCAAAGCAGCAGGUCUGGCACUGGGAUCGACCGAGGAUAUCUGUGUCACCGGACCAGCUUCAUCAGUAAGGCACCUUCAUCUAAGAAGUAGGUUUAAAAGAUUUAUUGAGAAUAUCUACUUCCAUCCUAUCUCUACUGCAUGGAAUUUGUCGUGUUCGUUUAGGCCGCUUGUUGUGCGGCGGUACCGAUACCACUGAUGCAUAGGUGGGAAACGUAGCACCUUGGUUUCGUUUCGCAUCCCUCAGAAACUCUGCUUUGACAACAUAUUCGAUGACUUGAUGUUAAUACUUAUUCGCUGUUUGCUUUGCUUCUGUGUAGUUAAAAAAAGACAAAAACUCUAAGACGUGGCGCGAGCAAGUUGUAUCUUGCACCGAAUACGCGAUAUAUUGCUGAUCUCCUUGUCUACACUUAUGCGAUCGUGUGCAUGGUGUAUUACCACAUAGCAGAUGCAGCGGAUGGCAAGCACGCGCGAAACACCGGUCAGUGCUCGCCUCUAGGCGCUUUAUUCGACCACGCAUGCGACGCCUGGGCCACGCUCUUCAUCUUUCUCUGUUCGACAUGUUCGAUUUUCCUGCGACUGCCGAACGAGGCGCCAGGGGCGACGUCCGUGUAUGACCCCAGGACGCACGCGGUAGUCUCCACUAUCAUCUUCUUCUAUCAUUUCGCGGUCUUUGGCAGUUUUUUCGGAGGACAGUGGUUCCAUCUACACACGGGAACGCUAGAUUUAAGGCUUUCCCUAAUCCAUCUUCAGACGCAACUCGAGGCUGUGCCUUAAGGGAAAAAUAGAUUCGAGAUGGAUUCCAGGAUGAACUAGGGUGAGCUCUAAUAGAUACAGCCAAUGUUUCUGAGGGACAGUUCGGAUACAUUCUGCUGCUCCUCUGCAUGAUGCAACCCUCAUUGCGAGAAGCCAGCCGCACGAAUUACAUCGAUGUUCCUUUAAGGAAAAGUUGUUUUUCUCAGUUCUACUGUGUUGACACUAGCUUAAAACUGCUCGCUCUACAGCUUUCUCAUCAGCAUUUUCUCAUUUGAUAUCUGCGAUGCUUUGGAUAGGAGUCGUUGUAUUUUCAGCAUGAAAGUAAGAAAGGUACCAUCAGUGAUUCGUCUAGGAAGGAGGUCGUGUUAUGAUUAAGUGCUUCUCAAUUCCUCGUCAGGGAAAUGUUAGGCACUUCGCGGAAUAACAUCAUCAAGCGAGUGGAGAUCUUCUCUUGUUCAUUUUUCUGGGGAGCUGAAUCUUUCCGCGUGGAGUACAUGACGAUAGCUCUGGUGCUGUCUGCCGCAAUGCCUUUGUACGUCAUCGGUAGUGCAGCAUUUCAGGUAUUCAGAACCGUCGGCUUUCGAAAAUCUAUUUGUACGUUCGUCGUGCCAAUGGGCAUCAACUGCUUCCAGUCAGCGGUGCUCUUCUUCCUCGUCCCGCUCAUGUGUUAUGUCGUCCAGAGUGAUAACUUUCUGUUUGGCGCAUUACUAUCGUGACACUGACAUCUUUCAAUGAGAUUAGGUACUAAAUUCACAUCGCUUAGGGGAACUUGUUACUCUGACUGUUACACAUUUACAUUUCUGAUAUCGACCUCUUUAGAGUGCUAGGGCAACGUGAUUCUACUAUGGUAAACUAUGAAUAGGAGCCUCCUGUCCUCAGAACAUGUUGGAGAUUUCAGCACGGAAGUGAUAUAGAAGUUUUCGCUCGAGCCCUCUAUGGUACCUGUGCGAUGAAAUUGCUGAAAUUCUAACAUGUGGAGGAGCAUAUGCUGAAACUGUUUUUGUUUAUGAGUGUGGUGUCGGUGUACCUGAGUCUGCGGUGCAUCGUGUGUCAACUGUGCGCGAUCCGAUAUACGAAGACCAAUAUGGAGUGCUAUUUGCCUGUUACCCUGCCUAUUUGCGCCUUCGCUUAUUUCUGCAGUGACAUGCACGGCGACGCACAAUUCAACUCAGCCGAAAACUUAAGGCUCCGUCCUCCAAGUCCAACUAUACGGUAAAAAAUCGAUGAUUUAUAAUGAUCAAAUCUUUUGCUUUUGCAUACUAGUAAAAAAAAAUGUUCAUCCCUUGAUUCAGCAGUGGUAAUGACGUUUGAGAUAGAACUUUCACGCAUUAUAGUGAAUAUUUGCUCUUCUCAGAAGUAGUCUUCGCAGAUGCCAAAAACAGCAUCAUCGGAGAUGCACACAGAUAUGACAUCUUGGUGUUGUCUAAUAAAUCGCUCGUUCCUGAUUUACUGGUUGCUGUUCUACAUGUGCGGCCUCACCCUGUUCUUCAUGGCCGACGUGAUCGCAACCAUCUGCAGCACACUGCGGGUGCCAUUCCUGGCUCCCCUGAAGAAGCCGUGGAAGCGAACAAACUUCGAGAAUCGAGACAGGUUCCCGAAGAAUGUGAAGAAGGGGCAGUAA